Messenger RNA from Anthostomella pinea, 846 nucleotides. Lineage: Eukaryota; Fungi; Ascomycota; Sordariomycetes; Xylariales; Xylariaceae. The record is from the annotation of a GenBank genome assembly.
AUGCAGCUCACCAACGUCUUCAUCUCCUUCGUCCUCGCCACCGCCGUCUCGGCAAAGGGCCACAACAACGGCACCACCAGCGUCAAGUCAGCCAGCGUCAAGUCCCAAUGCCACGAGGUCGCCAAGCUGACCAGCGACGUCGAGCUCGCCACCAACGACACGCAACUCGGCGACCACUUUGACAACAACCAGACUGAAAUAGCCGCCUUCAAGGCCAAGGCCGCCGACAUGCAGACCGAGCUCGACACCAUGUCAUCCAACAGCACCCUGAUGACCAGCUGUGCCGUCAUUGCCGCCCACGAGGACGCCGUCGAUAGCUGUGACAAGAUGCAGAGCUGGGAGAAGAGCAUUGCCGCCGCCGCCAACGGCACCAAGCUCACUGACAAGUUCGACGGCAACGCCACCAAGGUCACUGCUUUCCAGGCCAAAGCCAGCAGCGAGGCAACCAAGCUUGCCGCCCUGGCUUCCAACAGCACCUUGACCCAGUUCUGCUCCGUCCAAUCCACUCUCUCCGACUGCAAGACCAUGUCCAAGCUGCAGAAGGAGAUGGCCUUUGUCAACAACGCCACUGCUCUCUCUGCCAAGUUGGACGGAAACCAAACCAAGAUCGACAAGGCCACUGCCAAGGUCGCCAAGCUCCAGUCCAAGCUCGAUGCUCUCAUCUCCAACUCUACCCUGAUGAGCACGUGCUCGUCCCUGACUCAAGCUUCUGCCGACGGCACCACCACCGCUGACAACGCCGCCUCCUCCACUACCGCUGCCUCCGCCGCAGGCAGAGUCGAGGCCGCCGGUGGCAUGAUUGCCGCUGCCGUCCUUGCCAUGACCGCCGCCUUGUUCAUGAUGUAA